AUGGAUUUCAUCGACGAGAAAGAUGAAUUAGCGUUAGAGGCGGAGACACGACUCAAGGCUCCCCUCGAAUGGGAAUCAACGGCCAAAUGCAAAAUAAUAGACCUAAAGGAGUCACAGUACGACGAAGCUUUACGUCUGAUCAAAGUUUAUUGUAGAUCUAAACUUCCACAGCAUCACUUUUUCCGGGAGGAGCCUAUGUGCAAAGCGUCCUCGUUGCUCGAGGAUUCAACGUCCGUGGACAAUUACCUGGAACUUAUAAGAACUUGGAUGAAUGAUACAACGAGCAUAGUCGCCCUCAGUAUUAAAUCUGGUCGCGUUAUCGGAGUUGCUGUUACGAGAGUCAACAGCAAGACCGAGAAAACGGAUACUUAUCAACGUGUUCAGGUAUUAUUGCGAUCGAUAUCGAUAUUAUUAAUUUGUUAAACGCGUCACGUCAUUGCUUCCACGAGGGUGAAAAAUAAAUUUAUUAGAUAUUGGGUAAAUUGUGAAUAAGAAUUGUAGAUUAACGAAUAUGUAUAUAGAUUACAACGAGGUCACGUAUGAGUUUUGUAGGUGUUAAAGGGAGAAACUCUACGCAAGAUCAUGCAUUUGCAAAACACACUCAUGCAGCAAACGAACGCACAUGAAAAGUUCAAAUAUUCGAAAUAUUUCUGUAUAUACAUUUUAUGCGUGCAUCCAUCUUAUCAAGAGAAAAGUGUCGAGGUCGCGCUUUUGAACGCUUGCGUUCAUGUAGCAUUGAGUUUAAAAAUGCCAGCGAUCGGUGGUAUUUUCACUUGUGGUAUAAGCCAAACAAGAGCAAGAAGUGUCGGUUUUCAACUUCUCUCGGAAAUUCGUUACAGUUUGUGGCUUGUUAACGAACAAGUUGUAUUCGAUGAUCCAGGAAGAGGAAAUUAUUCGGCUGCUUUGAUGGGCAAGCUGUUAAAAGAAGAGAAUUUAAAACAUUACAAAUUAUCGUCCGUCGAUACCGAUACGAAAUAAUAAAAAAAAAAAAAAUUAUUAAAAAUAGGUCAUUCAUACGUAAAAUUUUGAAUAAGCCAUCGAUGAAAAUUUAUAUUCCCGUUCUUUUGUUUUAUUAACGAUAACUAUUUUUUUAUGUUUUUAUUUCAAACAAAAUAUAGGCUCGUGAUAUAACGUAGACGUAUCGCUCGAUACAUUUUUCUGGAACAAUUUUAACAAUAGUCUCAACGUAAGAUAUAACAUUUAUGACGAUAAAUUCACAUUAAAUUUUGCGAAUGAUGUUAAAAAUCUACGAAUCAUCUUUUUUAUAUUUACAAAAGACAGAAGAUCUACAAUACCGAUACAUGACAUGUCUGUUUACAUCGAACAACUAUGAACGAUGAUUCCUAGAUGGCGGUGACGGUAAACUCAAACAUACUGCUAUCAUUUUCCGAGAAUUUCCCGAGAGUCCUCUUUGGACACCCUUUCUUCAUUUACCCCCACCCUUAUGUUACUUUCGAAUUCAGUACGAGGGAUCGAGAGUUCA
This is a messenger RNA of Apis cerana (Asiatic honeybee), 1483 nucleotides long. RefSeq lists its product as uncharacterized. The record is from RefSeq and is a predicted model, not a curated record. Lineage: Eukaryota; Metazoa; Arthropoda; Insecta; Hymenoptera; Apidae.